UCCUGCCUUAAAAUUUUAAGGUUAUGAUUACCGGAAUAAAGUUAAUCCAUGAACAUAUUUUUUUAACAUUUUUUAAAUAAAAUGUUUAAGUUUUCAUCCAGAAAUAUAAAAUUAGUGAGUAACGUGUUAAAGCAAAGCUCGAUUCUGCUUGUGGAACAUAAAAAAAGCUAUGAAGUCCUUAAACUUCGCUGUAUCUCUACAGGAAUAAAACAAUUCACUGAUCAAAAAUUAGAUAAAUUAAAAUCCCCCUUAGGUAAUUUGAUAUCCAAGGAUAAAGAAAUAGUUGAAAACCAAAUUAAUGAAAUAAAUUUGAAUGAGGAAGAAGCAAGAAAGAAAAGAGAACAGGCAUGGAGAACUAUGAAAAUCACUCUCUCAUUGUUCGGUAUUAGUUUCACGAUAUUAGGAGGUUACUUGAUAUUUACUCUCGGUGCUCCUACAACUGAUCCUGACCAAAUGAAUUUACACCAAGAUAUUGCUGAUAAACCUGUUUGGCAGCAAUAUCUUAUACGAACAUAUAGAGAGUUAGAUUUUUAUACUAGGCUAAUACAAGAGCCAUCUAGACAGCAACUAUUACCUGACCCUUUGCAAUAUCCAUAUAUACAACCCAAGUAUACAUUGGUCCUGGAAAUAACAGAUGUUUUGGUUCAUCCAGAUUGGACAUAUAAUACAGGUUGGAGGUUUAAGAAACGACCAGGACUGGACUAUUUACUUGAGUCACUUCAUGGUGUCUAUGAGAUAGUAGUAUACACAGCUGAACAAGGUAUCACUCUAUUUCCUCUUUGUGAAGCAAUAGACCCAAAGAAUAUAAUUUCAUAUAAACUUCCUCGAGAUACUACAUACUUCAGUGGAGGUUAUCACGUUAAAAGUUUGGAUAGACUGAACAGAGACUUAAGUAAAGUGAUUGCUAUAGACUGGCAACCUCAAAACCUCAAGUUCCAUCCUGAAAAUCUGUUGGCAAUCAAAAGAUGGGAUGGUUCCGAUAGUGAUCAAACAAUGAUUGAUCUUGUUGCUUUUUUGAAAAGUAUUGCUGAUAAUGAUAUAGAUGAUGUUAGGGAAGUUUUAACACAUUACCGCUCUUUUGACGAUCCUAUUGAAGCAUUUAAGGAAAAAAGGAAGAUGCUUUUAGAGCAGUUAGAGGCUGAAGCUGCAGCUAAAAGAGAGCAGGAAGCUUCAAAAGUUAAAAGAUGGAGACCUUCCAUAUUUGAUAAAAGUUUUUAAUAUUCAUUCACAAUGAAUUGAAUUAUAUUUAUGGAUUUUGUUACUUGUUUUUUUCCUUAUUCAAUAGUCUUGUACAAUUUUUUUUGUUAAUCAUGAGACUAACAAAAAAUUUUGAUGUCUGAAAUGUAAUUCAUUUAUAAUAUAUAUAAGAGCCUUUUUAUCUUAGAACUGAAAAUUGUAAGGAAUAUAAACAUGAAUAAAUAUACCAACUUUGUUCAAA
This is a messenger RNA of Harmonia axyridis, 1438 nucleotides long. RefSeq names its product mitochondrial import inner membrane translocase subunit TIM50-C-like. Lineage: Eukaryota; Metazoa; Arthropoda; Insecta; Coleoptera; Coccinellidae. The coding region runs from base 82 to 1218 and encodes 378 amino acids. The record is from RefSeq and is a predicted model, not a curated record. The transcript is spliced from 5 exons. Gene Ontology annotation, molecular function: phosphoprotein phosphatase activity.